CACCAGGCUGAUGAGAUGGUGGUCCUCUUUACCGCCCAUGGUAUAUGUGGGCAGGGGAUACCCCUAGCCUAACCACAAACGAUUGACACAGGGACAGCAGUGCCUCGUCAGAGAUGAGACGAUCUCAACAACACCUCUUUUCCUCAGUACCUGGUCUAUUGUCGUUCUGUAGUGUAGAGGUAUGCUAUCCAUCAGGGGCAACCCAUGAGAUGGACUUUGAUACUGGGUCCAGAUCGCUCGGAUGCCGUAAUUGUUUCUAUAUAACUGGACUCUCCUCCCGUGAACAUCACCGCUUUCUCUUUCCUUCUCAUCAUCAGCUUCACUCUCUUCUUUCGGGUCUCCGGUGUCUACAGUUCUGGCAACUAUUUCGUUCUUCUCACUCUUUCAACCUUACUACUACUACUACUACUCUAUUACUUGACUUCUUUCCAAACCGCUCGGCCGGUCUUCGCUUCUUCCAUAUUUCAGCAUUCUUGUAUCCUCUAAACUACCAGUGCUAUCACCCGUCAAACCAGAAAAGCUUGAUCAUGUACUCCAAACUUGCUCUUGCCGCCCUUCUUUUGGCCACGGCCGAAGCUCGCUUCGGUCAGGAGCAGUCCGUUGCCAGCAUCAUCUCCUCUCUGAGCAAUUUUGGCAACCCUGGUGUUGCUCCCACCCUCGCUGGCGCCACUCCCGGCGUCCUGCUCGCCGGUGCCAACGCUUGUGAUAAGCUUACCCUUGCCGACCGAAUUGUUUCGGAACUUGGCAAUGACAAGGCCGUCAUUGACGCAGCCAAGAAGCUUGUCGCCGCUGAAAAGAACUUCAACCCUUUUGCUGUCUCCAUUCCUUCUAUUUGCUCCGAUCCAGCUCUGCCGGCCACCCAAGAGCUGAGGGGCAUCGUUCCCCUUGUUGACCCGGCUGUGACCGGCGCUGAUGUUGAGAAUGCCAACUCGGCCAAGUCUCUCACCACUCCGUUCGCCAACGAUGGGUUGAGUGUUGCGGAUAUCGUGAAAGCCAAUGGCUUCUCCAACUUCACUGCCCAAAGCUCCAGCGGAUCUACCACCGCGCCUGCUGCUGGUAACAAUAACAACAAUAACAAUGACAACAACAACAACAACAACAACAAUGACAACAACAACGACAACAACAAUGGUAAUACUGAUGCUGUUACCUCCGCGGUCACUUCCGCUACCCCUGCCGCCACCAGCGUUGCCUCCAAGGUCAGGUGUAGUAAGGCCAGUACUCUGACCACGAUCGUCCAGCCCGCCGCUACCUCCGAAGCUGCCGAUGCCGGUAACGGUAACGACAACAACGACAACAACAGCGACAACAAUGGCAACAAUAACGACAACAACGGCAACAAUAACGACGACAACAGCAACAACGGCAAUGACAACGCCAACACCGGCAACGACAACAACAGCAACGGCGUUCAAAAGUCCACCCUCGCCGGCGCCGACUUUGGUCUUUGCGUGCCCACCAUGAGUUUCGUCGGCGGCCGCGGCAACCGGAAGGCCACCGAGUUCACCUUCCUGCCUAAGGACCCGCUCGUCGCCAAGGGCCAGCAGGAGGCGCUCAACCCCAACAUCAUCACCAACCGCAUCUGUGACCAGCUGACCAACGUCUGCCAGGCCAACCAGGCGGCCAAGACGGCGUGCUUGGAUGCCAAGGCCCAGAUCCAGGCUCUUGGAACAAAGGACGCGUCUACUGCGCAGAAGUGGAACGAGCUUUUGGGUUUUGCUGGCACUGAUGUUUCUCAGUAAGCAAGUA
This is a messenger RNA of Neurospora hispaniola, 1749 nucleotides long. RefSeq lists its product as uncharacterized. The coding region runs from base 114 to 1742 and encodes 542 amino acids. The transcript has 2 exons. Lineage: Eukaryota; Fungi; Ascomycota; Sordariomycetes; Sordariales; Sordariaceae. The record is from RefSeq and is a predicted model, not a curated record.